AUGGGAGGGAAGUGGGAGGAGGUGACAGAGAUGAUUCCCUACUACAACCCCAUCCUCUACUACAACCCCAGCCUCUACUACAACCCUAAUCCCAGCUGUACGUCUACAUCUCUGUUCAACCCUAACCCUAGUCCCUACUACAACCCCAUCCUCUACUACAACCCUAGCCUCUACUACAACCCUAAUCCCAGCUGUACGUCUACAUGUCUGUUCAACCCUAACCCCAGCCUCUACUACAACCCCAGCCUCUACUACAACCGUAGCCUCUACUACAACCCCAGCCUCUACUACAACCGUAGCCUCUACUACAACCCUAGCCUCUACUACAACCCUAAUCCCAGCUGUACGUCUACAUCUCUGUUCAACCCUAACCCCAGCCUCUACUACAACCCUAGCCUCUACCACAACCCUAGCCUCUACUACAACCCUAAUCCCAGCUGUACGUCUACAUCUCUGUUCAACCCUAACCCCAGCCUCUACUACAACCCCAGCCUCUACUACAACCGUAGCCUCUACUACAACCCCAGCCUCUACUACAACCGUAGCCUCUACUACAACCCUAGCCUCUACUACAACCCUAAUCCCAGCUGUACGUCUACAUCUCUGUUCAACCCUAACCCCAGCCUCUACCACAACCCUAGCCUCUACCACAACCCUAGCCUCUACUACAACCCUAAUCCCAGUUUUACGUCUACAUCUCUGUUCAACCCUAACCCCAGCCUCUACUACAACCGUAGCCUCUACCACAACCCUAGUCUCUACUACAACCCUAAUCCCAGUUUUACGUCUACAUCUCUGUUCAACCCUAUCCUCAGCCUCUACUACAACCCUAACCCCAGUCUCUACCACAACCCUAAUCCCAUUUUUACGUCUACAUCUCUGUUCAACCCUAUCCCCAGCCUCUACUACAACCCCAGCCUCUACUACAACAGCAGCCUCUACUACAACCCUAGCCUCUACUACAACCCCAGCCUCUACUACAACCCUAAUCCCAGCUGUACGUCUACAUCUCUGUUCAACCCUAACCCCAGCCUCUACUACAACCCCAGCCUCUACUACAACCCUAAUCCCAGCUGUGCGUCUACAUCUCUGUUCAACCCUAUCCCCAGCCUCUACUACAACCGUAGCCUCUACCACAACCCCAGCCUCUACUACAACCCUAAUCCCAGCUGUACGUCUACAUCUCUGUUCAACCCUAUCCCCAGCCUCUACUACAACCCCAGCCUCUACUACAACCCUAAUCCCAGCUGUACGUCUACAUCUCUGUUCAACCCUAACCCCAGCCUCUACUACAACCCCAGCCUCUACUACAACCGUAGCCUCUACUACAACCCUAGCCUCUACUACAACCCUAAUCCCAGCUUUACGUCGACAUCUCUGUUCAACCCUAACCCCAGCCUCUACUACAACCCUAGCCUCUACUACAACCCUAAUCCCAGCUUUACGUCUACAUCUCUGUUCAACCCUAAACCCAGCCUCUACUACAACCCCAGCCUCUACUACAACCCCAGCCUCUACUACAACCCUAAUCCCAGCUACUACCUUAAUCCUAACCCCAGCCUCUACCACAACCCUGACCCCAUCCUCUACCACAACCCUCACCCCAGCCUCUACUACAACCCUGACCCCAGCCGCUACCACAACCCUGACCCCAGCCUGUACCACAACCCUGACCCCAGCCUCCUCUACUCCAACCCUGACCCCAUUCUCUACCACAACCCUAACCUCUACUACAACCCUGACCCCAGCCUCUACCACAACCCUAACCUCUACUACAACCCUAAUCACAGCCUUUACCACAAUCCUAACCCCAGUCUCUACCACAACCCCGACCCCAGCCUCUACUACAAACCUGACCCCAGCCGCUACCACAUUCCUAACCCCAGGCUCUACCACAACCCUGACCCCAGGCGCUACUACAAUCCUAACCCCAGCCUCUACUACAACUCUGACCCCAACCUCUACUACAACCCUGACCCCAGCCUCUACUACAACCCUGACCCCAGCCGCUACCACAAACCUAACCCCAGCCUCUGCCACAACCCUGACACCAGCUUCUACCACAGCCCUAACCCAAGUGUGAGGUGA
Messenger RNA from Oncorhynchus keta (chum salmon), 2088 nucleotides. RefSeq lists its product as uncharacterized. The coding region runs from base 1 to 2088 and encodes 695 amino acids. The record is from RefSeq and is a predicted model, not a curated record. Lineage: Eukaryota; Metazoa; Chordata; Actinopteri; Salmoniformes; Salmonidae. The transcript is spliced from 5 exons.